ACGGACGCAGGUUAGUGGCCCUUCCCCUGUGCCCUCGGAAGGUCCUCUACGUGUUCUUCUCUCACUCACUCACUCGUCACCUCGAACAACUCUCAGCGUUACAGUGUCAAUACAGUACCUGAAACUCCCCUUUUUGUACUGUACCCAUGGUGUGAGCGUGCGUGUUACAGGGGACAUUACCGAGUUUUACAGCCUAAGAAGGUCGUUCCUCGGACUAGUUUGUGUUACAGUGUUGUCUAUAACUGAGGACCAGCGCUUAGAAAAUCUCGUGUUCUGUAUUAUGACUGUAACUUCUUUUUACAGGAAAUACAGCGAGUGAUAAGGGAAUAUAUUUUGCAUGAUACAUUUUGGUCAUCACCGAAAGUCAUAAAGAUGGUCCUUCGCGAUGAAAACUUGCCCAAACUUUGCUUCGACAAUCCGCUGUACAACACAGAAAACGCCACGCAGCCUGUGCCAGAGUCUAAGAGAGAGCUGCAAGUGUCCAAGAGUGUGAACCCCGUCAGCAGUAGACCACAUUCACCAGCGGAAAAGCGUCGUUAUGUCAGUCACAGUCAUGGAAGCUUUGACGUCAUGCUCUCUGAGUCGUCUUCAGCCCGCCAAAGUCCUCAUAUCUUCCUGCCGGCGGCCUCACUCACCCCAGACUGUGACUUCGAGGAACACAUCAUUGAAAACUUCAGAAAUCGUAACUUCUGGUCCAGACGGUCACACAAAAACUCUCUCAGGAAGCUAAAUUCGGUCUCCGUUGUGUCGACACCAACGCGAGCCAACAGUCUACUCUUGCCCCUUCAGAUCCCGGAGGAGGCACAGGCCACCAUAUCACCGGACCCCGACCUGCAGGAGAAUGACGAGGAUGAAAUCAUUGCCUCAGAGAUGAUGCUCGAGGCUCAGAGAGAGAUGAAACUCCGAGAAAACGUCACCUGGCUGAGGAACAACCUGACGAAGUGUUCUGAGGCUGACGGAGGCAUGUUCUCCCUCUCCACCUUCCUCACCACCAUGCGGAACAAGGAACUGCUAAAACGUCUGUUCUCACUCUGGGACUUCGGCGGCGACGGUGUCCUUCAGGAGGAGUGGAUCGACCACCUCAAGUCCUCCACCAGGGAGGUCGGGGCGAGGGAGUGGGCUGAGCUGUUGGAGGUGCUCGCCUACGUGGUGUGUGGCGAGGACGGCGAAGUCACCGAGGACCUAUUCACUACCAUCCUCACCUCCAGGGGGGUGUUAGAGAAGCUCUUCCGUCUCAUCAACAAGGACUGUGAUGGACUCGUGAGCCGUCAGGAGAUAAUGGACUUUAUCGCCAACCUAACCUACGCCCGUCCACGGACAGGGUUCACGCGGGAGAACUUGGAGUGGCUGGAGCAGCUCUUCCGCCAGGCGCUGGGACACAAGCAGGAACUCUCUUUCGAUGACUUCAAGAAGAUCGUACACUCCCGGAACUCGUUCUUUGCGGAGCGGGUGUUCCAGAUCUUCGACCGGGACAACAGCGGGUCAGUGUCACUCUCAGAGUUCCUGGAUGCCAUGCACCAGUUUGCUGGGAAGUCCCCCAAUGACAAGAUCAAGUUCCUCUUCAAGGUCUACGAUCUGGAUGGUGACGGGCUGAUCCAGCAGAGUGAGCUGCAGAAGGUGAUGAAGGCGUGUAUGGAAGAGAAUGGCAUGAAGUUCAGCGAUGAGCAGAUUGAGGAUCUUACCCUCGCCAUGUUCGAGGAUGCUGACACCCAGAACACCGGCGCCAUUACAUACGAGUCACUCAAGGCUCAGUUGGAGAAACACGAUGGCCUACUCGAGAACCUCUCCAUCAGUAUUGACCGCUGGCUGGUGCCUCCCAACCUGCGGAACGAUAAGGACACCUUCUUGCAGAAAGUGUCGAAGCUGCGACCUUACCAGAUGUCACUCCCAUACCUGAAGAACAACUACGUGUACCUCAUCUUCCUCCUCAUCUAUAUAGCUAUCAACGUGGGACUUUUCAUAUCCCGAGUCGUCGACUACUGGAACAGUAAUGGCCUCACCAUUGUAGCCCGAGGCUGUGGUCAGUGUCUCAACUUCAACUGCAUGUUCGUGUUGGUGUUGAUGUUACGGCAGUGUAUUACUUUCCUCCGAUCUAUGGGCGCCUCUUGCUUCCUGCCCCUCGACCAGCACCUCUACCUCCAUAAGCUGUGUGGCUUGCUCAUCUUCCUUUUCUCCCUCCUCCACACCCUCAUGCACCUAAUCAAUUUCGCCGUCUAUAUCGAGCCUGACAGGGGAGACGAUGGCAUCAACGAGGAUGGGUGGACCCUGACGGAGUGGUUAUUGACUAUGAGGCCUGGUGCUUUUGGUCUGAUCCCAGGCAUUGCCAACCCAACAGGUGUGGCCCUCAUAAUUAUCCUCGCUGUCAUGGUCAUCUGUUCUCUCCCCUUUGUCAGGAAAUCCGGGUAUUUUGAGGUGUUUUACUGGACUCACCUACUGUACAUCGCCUUCUGGGCCUUGACUAUCUUGCAUGGUCCCAAUUUCUGGAAGUGGUUCGUGGCGCCAGGAAUCAUCUUUUUCAUAGAGCGCAUCCACCGCACCAUCAGAAUGCGCACAGGGCGAGGCAAAACCUACAUCAGUUCUGGUGUGCUUCUGCCGUCCAAAGUGAUCCACCUGGUGAUUAAGCGGCCCUUGCACUUCCAAUUCCACCCAGGCGACUACGUCUUCAUCAACAUCCCAGAGAUCGCCAAGUAUGAGUGGCACCCCUUCACCGUCUCCUCUGCCCCCGAACAGGAGGAUGUGGUGUGGCUGCACAUCAGGGCGGUGGGACAGUGGACCAACAGGUUGUAUGGAUACUUUGAGCUGGAACAGCAGAAGUGCUCCCAGCAGAGGUGUGAGUUGGUCGGCCACACCUCCGAGUACUCCUCAGCCUUCAUCAGUGCCAGCGAAACUAACCUUAACAUGGUCGUCAAUGACGGACGUGCGGCAACAUCCACCACUUCGCCCGCCAGGUCCCACACGCCUAUGUUGGCCCUCACCCACAAUGACACUGCCACAGAUAACACUGCCACUGGUUCAAAGUCACUGAGGAAGAAAGGUAUUGCCAAUCUGGCUUACGAGCCCGACUCUAAUGGGAACGGUGUGGUGCAAGAGGUCCCCGGGGCAGCAGGACAGGCUACUGACCCCCGGGCUAGACCCACAGUCUCCAAGAAUCGGUCUUCACCCAACCUCAUCACUGAUCCGACCAUGCCCAAGAAGAAUCUCGUCAAAACCCGUUCAGUGCCAGACCUCAACAAGAGGAUAAAGAAGAGAGAGAAGAACUUGAUUUUGCGGGACAACUUCCGGGCAGCCUCAGAGCGAAGGUUUGACGAAAACACCAUGAAGCAGGUCCAGUUGGCGGCUUUGACUGGCAACAGCAGCUACCAGCAGCGCUCGAAACCACCAGUGGCUAUGAGCUUCAGAUACAUGAGAAGGAAACCAACAAUAAUCACACUAGACUUGCCAUCCGAGGCCGGGGACUAUUACACAGAAGAGGAGGAGGAGGAAGACGAGGAGUUAUCACAGAAGGGAGAAGAGUGUAAAAGCGGGGAGGUGAGGGUGACCAUCCAGGAGGGUGGGAUCAGACCCUCAACAGAUACACAAGAUUCAUCUGUCCUGACAGCAGAGGAGGGUCGCGUGCGGCACAGAUCCAGUCAGGAGGAGAGGCAGUGGAGGAAGUCACGGCAAGAGGAGAGGCGAGUGAGGAAGAAGAGUAGAAUGGAGGAGGCGAUCGCCGAGGGAGGGUGUGUAGUUGGCAAGCCACUUAUGAUUUACAUAGAUGGGCCAUUUGGUGCACCAUCAAGCCACAUCUUCCGGGCCCAACACGCUGUGCUCAUUGCAACAGGGAUUGGAGUGACACCCUUUGCUUCCAUCCUGCAAUCAAUUAUGCACAAGUACUGGAAGGCGCGCCUUACCUGCCCCAAGUGUGCCCAUUCUUGGACCUCCGACCUCCCCCAGGCAGUCAUGAACCUUCGCAAGGUGGACUUCUUCUGGAUCAACCGAGACCAGCGAUCAUUUGAGUGGUUUGUGAACCUAUUGUCACAGCUAGAGAUUGAACAGGCGGAACAGGGCGGGGUGCUGGAGCGGUUCCUUGAUAUGCACAUGUACAUCACUUCUGCUCUUCAGAAGACUGACAUGAAGGCUGUUGGACUCCAACUGGCUCUAGACCUCCUGCACGAAAAGGAGAAGAGGGAUCUCAUUACCGGCCUCAAGACUCGCACCAACGCCGGGAGACCUAACUGGGAUAAGGUGUUCAAACAGCUGCAACACCAGCAAAAAGGGAAAAUAACCGUGUUCUACUGUGGUCCACCUGCACUUGGACGGACGCUUCGCUACAAAUGUGAUACAUAUGGCUUUGAUUUCCGCAAAGAGAUUUUCUAAACCCAUAAAUCACAGCAUUGCAUGAUGCAGUGCUUUGUGAUCCAGAUUUUUUAGUAAAAGGCAGACCGGUGUUCAGUAUGUCUGCAUAUUACCAUCCUUUCUUAAUAAUAUCAACUUUAGUUGAGGAAUUGUUUUGGUUCCUCUGCACUGUGCUAUGUUUAUGCUUUAGGUUGCCAUUACCCAGUUUUCAGGGUACACAGCCUAGUCUAGAGGACAUUGGUACCUCAAGCAGAAAUCUAGGUGAUGAGGCUUUUGCUAGUGCCCUAGCAUGGGGGAAUACACCAGAAACCUUGGUUGCUGAGUUUUAUCUGAGACACUCAUCCAUUCACCAGAUAUCUUCCAAGUUAAAGCCUGAACUGCUUUUGUAAUUAUGCAUAAACAGACCUUUCCAGGACUAGAGAUAUUUGUACAUUUUUACUGCACUGAUUCAUUGUUUAAUGUAAAUGUGUAUGAGGUAACUUAGAAAACUGUGAUGUGCUAGAAAAGAGGUAUUAAUAAAGAAUCUAUCAUGACUAGAAGGCUGCUUCAUGAGAAAAAAGUAGUGAGACUCCGUUAUUUACUUUUAGUGCAUUAAUGAUAAAUUUGUCUGAUGUUUUUAUGGAUAAUAAUCACUGGUACAGACAUUUUAGGUGCUGUCUUGAAGCAAAAGUGGCUGGAAAGCAGUUCUCAUUGUUCCCAUGUGACAGUUUUCAAGUUAUGAAAAGUUUCUUUCAAAUGUAUAUAUAGAUAUAAUAUAAUGUUCUUCGUAUGGCAUUUCAUCUCUAAAAAAAAAUUAUCACCAUUCCAUACAAUUCUCAUAUUUAUUGAAUGAUAACAUCAAAAUUAUUUGUGUGUAAACUUUUACAAUGAGAGUGUACUUAAUGAGUGUAUGUAAUGUUUUUGAGUAAAUAUAAAGCUGUGACAAUGGUAAAUGCUACUCUCACAUUGGGAUAGUAAGUUUAGUCCCUUACUGGGAAUAAGAUAAGGAUUUGUAUUGUGUUACUGGUUAUGUCACAACAGUAAUGAUAAAUAAUCCUUGUAGACAGACAGCAUACUUUAAGAGUAAAUGCACUUCUGUGAGGGACAUGACCUUUCUGCAAAAAUGCAGAUUUCUCAAAUUUGGAGUCGUCUUCUACAGUAAUGUACUAUUUUACUAAAAUUUUAUUAUUUCAUCUGAAGUCUCCAGAAAGCUAUCAAAUGAGUUUUAAGACAGUUUCAGAAGGGUUUGCCCCUCCACCCCCAUUCCCCAUAUCCCAAAGGAACCUUGUGUACCCCCAGCCACAUUUUCUGUCCCUACCCUAUGUGUAAUUCAUCAUCACAUCUUUGUUAUAUGUAUUUCUGUCUUUUAUAUUGUUUCUUACCAUAUAGAAUUUUUCACAUAUGCAUACUGUAUGUAACUGACCACCCCAACACUUUUACUUUUAUCCUCUUCGCCACUGAUUGGCUCUGCUUCUUGGGCGGUCGGUCACAACUCUGAUACGCACUGUUGGCAGAUACUGGGCAUGCACUG
Molecule: messenger RNA, 5845 nt
Organism: Homarus americanus (American lobster)
Lineage: Eukaryota; Metazoa; Arthropoda; Malacostraca; Decapoda; Nephropidae
Product: NADPH oxidase 5-like
Biological process (GO): defense response; superoxide anion generation
Cellular component (GO): plasma membrane; NADPH oxidase complex
Molecular function (GO): calcium ion binding; superoxide-generating NAD(P)H oxidase activity
Source: RefSeq, a predicted model, not a curated record